Rhipicephalus sanguineus (brown dog tick) is the source of this 1180-nucleotide messenger RNA. RefSeq lists its product as uncharacterized. The record is from RefSeq and is a predicted model, not a curated record. NCBI's taxonomy places the organism in Eukaryota, Metazoa, Arthropoda, Arachnida, Ixodida, Ixodidae. The transcript is spliced from 10 exons. The coding region runs from base 121 to 1140 and encodes 339 amino acids.
AACAAAACACGAAACCACGUGCUUUCCUCGGCGCUUGUCUGGCUGCCGUUACCGCUGGCAGAUUGCAGCAGCAUGCGAGUUCUCUGAUGACAGUUAUGUGUAUGGCGAUAAGAGGCGGCAAUGCCUCGGGUGGACUUCUUGCCAGCGUACGACAAUUCUGGCUCCUACACAAGGAUCUACCGAGGCAGCAUCCUCUUCCUUAAGUACACCUGGCACGAGCUGCUGCUGCUUUUCUGCAAUGUCGUCAACGUAUUCGUUCAACUUGGUAUGGGCAUCCCGCUGCUCGUCAACUCGGCAAAAGAUGUGCUGGUCGUGCCCAUCAACGCCACCACGACUCACACCAGUGAGAUCACGGUGCAGCCUUACGACCCGUUUGCGUUUGAUGUCAUCGUCCUCUUCUGUGUGGUAUUUGGAGCGUGGUUUGGCCUCUCUGGAGUCCUGUUGGAGCACGAGUAUGAGAUAGCAUUACACAUUGCCUGCAUGGCGUUGGCUUCUCUGUAUGGCGUCACGGAGUACUUUGUCUGCGGGGACUAUCACAACACUCUGCUCGUUAUGUAUCGAGCGUUAGCGUCCAUGACACUGACGAGCACAUCGGCGAUCCUUGCUAUCAAGGCCGUAUUUCAUCCGACGUGGACAGAAUUCGUGCUCGUUGGAGUCUCCGAAGGAAUGAUAGCGAUGUACAAAACAUUCUGCAAGUUUCUCGCCAUGCUGAAGCUGGAGUUUGUGUCGUAUGCCAUAUUUGGGAUCCUGGUGCUGAAUGCUGGCAUUCAUAGUACCCUGUGGCAGUUCACAACUCUGGCGAUCAUUCUUGCAUACGGUCUUGCCUUGUGGUUUAUUGGGUCUCUGGGCGUGAGGAAAGAACGUCCAAUGCUGGUCUACACAUACGUAGCACUCAGCAUGAUAGCCCCACUCUUUCUUGUAUUAGAGAUCAGUGCCAGGUUUCCGAACAAAACCAUUGAGAUCUCCGACGCACCUAUUGUGCAUGUUGUUGCAGGUGGCUUCUGCAUUCUCAUGAGAGUCUAUCUCCAUAUUGAAUUGCUACACGUCUUCAAGAACUUCAAUUAUGGACUUGUUAACCAAGAAUUCUUAGGUCUUCUAACGCCAGAGGCCACUGGCUUGUUGUCCGGGAGAAGACACUGAAUUUAUCGCCGUCCCAGAUCGAUCGCUGUCAUGUAAAGAA